Molecule: messenger RNA, 723 nt
Organism: Ooceraea biroi (clonal raider ant)
Lineage: Eukaryota; Metazoa; Arthropoda; Insecta; Hymenoptera; Formicidae
Gene: mRpS18C
Product: mitochondrial ribosomal protein S18C
Biological process (GO): mitochondrial translation
Cellular component (GO): ribosome; mitochondrial small ribosomal subunit
Molecular function (GO): small ribosomal subunit rRNA binding; structural constituent of ribosome
Source: RefSeq, a predicted model, not a curated record
UAAGAUCUAUGGACAAAUCCCAUCCCGAGAAAAAGAAAGUGAAUAGAGGCUCAGUUUCCUCUCUAGUAACUUUUAGAAGUGUACACCAAUUUCACGCUGGUCACAAGACUUGGAGAGGUUAUAUUUACACACUUGUCUCAAAAAUUUGCAAAAUGAUUUCCAUUUCUGUUUUGGAAAAAGUUCGAACAACGCUUGUCACUAGUGUAUUAAGACCGUAUCUUCGAACGAUACGUAACAGCUCCACUGACAAUACCGUGGAAGUUAAUGCAAAAGAGAAAGAUGAUGGCAUAGACAAUGCCGUGGAAGUAAAUGUAGAAGAGGAAGAUGACAUGCCUAUAGAAUUUAAAAAGCUGGGUACAUUGAAACAUGUAUACAAGAAAGAACAGCGCAAAUGUAUUUUGUGUGAACUGAAUAUUGAACCGGACUACAAAAAUGUCAGAUUACUUUCCCAAUUUCAAAGCCGACAUACAGGUAGGAUAUAUGGAAAACACAUCACUGGACUGUGUGAACAUAAACAGAAACGAGUGGAACAAGAAAUUAUAAAGGCUCAAAAUUCAUGCUUAAUGGGCUAUUGGACCAAAGAACCGGAGUAUGUCGAUGACCCACAAUUGUUUGAUCCGAAUCACCCAUUUAGGCCACACAAAUACUAGAUAGAUGAUAAUAGAAUUGUAUAUACUAUUAUUACGUAUUAUCAAAAAUAAAAAUCGAUAAUUCUAGGAACAA